AUGGCAUGUUUCCCUUCACCGCCGUCUCCUCCGCGGUCUUCUCCACCGAGUCAAGGAAAUACUCAUGACUAUAGACGCUAUAGUCUUCGCUUGCCGGCAACCUGCUACACUCUCCGUUCCCACCUCCGUCCUCUGCUGCCUCCCGCACGAUCAGCCAUGGCUCCAGAAAGCAAGCUAUCGCUUCUCCCAGUUAUUCCCCUAUCCUCCAUAUCCGCCGCUCAUAUUCCGUCCCACUUUACGAAUUCUGCUUUUCCAACUUCUCCGGUCCCUCCUCCGCCGUCUUCCGUCUUCAUCUCCACAACUUUAAGGAGGGUGCCUACCCCCGUCUCCUCCACCGAUCUGCAUCUCUCCCGGCCUUCCCCCGCCCACCCCGCCCACCCCGCCCACCCCCUCCACUACUCUGUCAACACCACCAGCACUCCAAGGGAAUGCGGCGCACCCCCACUCCGUCCAGCGUCCCUCUGCCCCCCGACACCGGUCUCCUAG
Messenger RNA from Morchella importuna, 486 nucleotides. RefSeq lists its product as uncharacterized. The coding region runs from base 1 to 486 and encodes 161 amino acids. The transcript has a single exon. Lineage: Eukaryota; Fungi; Ascomycota; Pezizomycetes; Pezizales; Morchellaceae. The record is from RefSeq and is a predicted model, not a curated record.